AGUUUUUUUUUUUCUUCUUUUUGCCAGGAAGAAAGUCGAAAGGGGAAUGAGAGACGACGCUGCCGAAUGGGGCAGUAAGUUGUUUCUUAAAUAUGACUGGCCCCCUUUUAACAUCGUGCAUCAUAUUCUAUUUGUCCAUUGGGGCUGCGAUAUUUCAAAUUCUUGAAGAGCCAAACUGGAAAUUGGCAAGGAGCAAAUAUGUUCUUCAAAAGGAACAGAUUUUGAAGAAGUACCCCUGCCUUAGGAAAGAGGAUCUGGAUGAAAUUCUUGAGGUCGUGUCAGAGGCUGCGGGCCAAGGUGUGAUCAUCACUGGGGAGAAACAUCACACCAUGUGGGACUGGGGGAAUUCCGUCAUCUUUGCUGCGACUAUUGUCACAACAAUAGGUUAUGGUAAUGUCGCCCCAAAGACUAAUGGAGGUCGAAUCUUUUGCAUCCUGUAUGGUCUGUGUGGCAUCCCGCUGUGUCUGGUGUGGAUCAGUAAGCUGGGUUCGUUUUUUGGAGACCGGGCUAAACGUCUCUCCCAGAUUCUCAUCCGCAAAAACAUGCCAGUGAAACGUGUUCAGCUCAUCUGCACCAUUAUUUUCUUGUUAUGGGGGCUCUUCGUGCACUUGGUGAUCCCUCCGCUUAUUUUCAUGUCCUUGGAAGGAUGGAGUUAUUUGGAAGGCCUCUAUUUUUCUUUCAUCACCCUCACAACUGUCGGCUUCGGAGAUUACGUGGCAGGUGUGAAUCCAAAUAUUGAAUACCCGAGGUUGUACAGAGUUUUUGCGGAGCUAUGGAUCUACAUGGGACUGGCGUGGCUGUCUCUGUUCUUCAGCUGGAACGUAAACAUGGUCGUGGAGGCUCACAAGGUGCUGAAGAAAAGACGACACAAACGCCGACCCUUCCUCGACCGCGAACCGGAGUCCGAAAAAAACACGCCCGAGUCGGGCGACAGGCCGACCGUCGUUGAUAUUUUUAGCUUCUUAUCGGAUAAGGGAGAAGACUACAGCACGGUCAUCAAGGAGAUUGGCAAAAGCGAAAAACCAAAUUCCGCUGCCCUUUUCAAUCGCUCCAAAAGCUGCAGCGACAUUGUGACCACCAACAUCGAGACGCUGGAUCACUCGCCGCGACACAGAUAUUUGUUGAGCAUCAGCGAAGUGUUCAUCAACCCAACGAAUGACGCUUGCCAAGCCAGAGAGAGUCAAUCUGUUGACCAAGAAACUUCCACGACAAAAGAACCAGCCGAGCAAUCGGAAACCGAUGAGACGUUAGAUGAAGUUCAAGAUUCACCAAACCGUGACAUUAUACUAUUUACUGUGCCAGCCUCAGGAAGCACACAAGAAGAAAUCACACAGCCAAGUGAUGGUUUGCCUCGGUUUAUAAUAUCAAAAGUAGAAGAAGAAGACACUUUACUUAAUAAGGAUGAAAAGGGCUAAAGAUUCAAAUUGUACUGAAUGUUUUGGAGAAAUAAUCCAGCAUAUGUGCCAAAGAGAUGAUAUUCAGUUGGACAUAAUCUCUGCUUUGGUUCAAAUUUAUGGCUCCAAUUUUUCUACACCACACUGAUGAAUGUUGUACUUCUGUUACAUUUCAUUGCUAGUGAUACUCAGGAAUGUAUUUGUAAUGUGUUUUACAAUUGGUGUAAUUUAUUUGCUGUUAUUGUUCCAUUCUUGUCUACCUAUUACAAUCAAUGUACAUUAAUUUGAGUGUUAAUGUAGUUUUUUUGUUUGUUUUUGUGAUUGUAUCAUUAUGGUAAAAGCGUGUUGUUACAGCUGUUGUGAAAUGCACUAUUCAUUUUUAUUUUUUGUAUUGUGUUGCAUUAUGAUUUGCUCCAAAAUGUGUUUUUGUAUCUCAGGCUAAUCUGCAUGAAGUUCUAUCAACAUACAUUUUUACAGGAAGACGAGAAUUACAAAUAUUUUGUCUCAUAAAAUUAUUUUUCAA
Messenger RNA from Syngnathus typhle (broad-nosed pipefish), 1917 nucleotides. Its product is annotated as potassium channel subfamily K member 5-like. Bases 93 to 1415 code for a protein of 440 amino acids. The record is from RefSeq and is a predicted model, not a curated record. Gene Ontology annotation, biological process: stabilization of membrane potential; potassium ion transmembrane transport. Gene Ontology annotation, cellular component: membrane. NCBI's taxonomy places the organism in Eukaryota, Metazoa, Chordata, Actinopteri, Syngnathiformes, Syngnathidae. The transcript has 5 exons. Gene Ontology annotation, molecular function: potassium ion leak channel activity.